Molecule: messenger RNA, 1975 nt
Organism: Nannospalax galili (Upper Galilee mountains blind mole rat)
Lineage: Eukaryota; Metazoa; Chordata; Mammalia; Rodentia; Spalacidae
Gene: Tfg
Product: trafficking from ER to golgi regulator
Exons: 8
Coding region: 341-1537 (398 amino acids)
Biological process (GO): COPII vesicle coat assembly; endoplasmic reticulum to Golgi vesicle-mediated transport
Cellular component (GO): endoplasmic reticulum exit site
Molecular function (GO): identical protein binding
Source: RefSeq, a predicted model, not a curated record
CGCCUCACUGUGGCGCGCAUGCGUCCUGGGCUGGUCCGCUCGCCUUGAGGCGGGGCGAAAGGACGGAUUUCUCUUCUUUGCUCCCGCCCCUGUUCUUCCCACCGCCACGUACCGGACCGCGGCUCUCGCUAGGGUUGUUGGGUGUGAACGAUAAAACCUGCGAGCUCGGCGAAGAGGCAGUAGAGGACAGCCGACGAACGGUGACCGGGACCUCCCUGCGAAAGACCGGAGCCCAGCGGCCUCCCAGCGGCUGGGUCAGCAGAGCCCGGCGAAGACGGGCGGCCUCGGCCAGAGGUUUUUCCUUUUAGACUUGUAUACAUAGACCACCCUGGAGUCCACCAUGAAUGGACAGUUGGACCUAAGUGGGAAGCUAAUUAUCAAAGCUCAACUUGGGGAGGAUAUUCGACGAAUUCCCAUUCAUAAUGAAGAUAUUACUUAUGAUGAAUUAGUGCUAAUGAUGCAGCGAGUUUUCAGAGGAAAACUUCUGAGUAAUGAUGAAGUUACAAUAAAGUAUAAAGAUGAAGAUGGAGAUCUUAUAACAAUUUUUGAUAGUUCUGACCUUUCCUUUGCAAUCCAGUGUAGUAGAAUUCUGAAAUUGACAUUAUUUGUUAAUGGCCAGCCAAGACCCCUUGAAUCAAGUCAGGUGAAAUAUCUUCGUCGAGAACUGAUAGAACUUCGAAAUAAAGUGAAUCGCUUAUUGGACAGCUUGGAACCACCUGGAGAACCAGGACCUUCCACCAGUAUUCCUGAAAAUGAUAAUGUGGAUGGUAGGGAAGAAAAGCCUGCUGCUUCUGAUUCUUCUGGAAAACAGUCUACUCAGGUCAUGGCAGCAAGUAUGUCAGCUUUUGACCCUCUGAAAAACCAAGAUGAAAUCAAUAAAAAUGUCAUGUCAGCAUUUGGCUUAACAGAUGAUCAGGUUUCAGGGCCACCCAGUGCUCCUGCAGAAGACCGUUCAGGAACACCUGACAGCAUUGCUUCUUCCUCCUCAGCAGCACAUCCACCAGCGGUUCAAGCUCAGCAGCCUCCAUAUACAGGAACUCAGACACAAGCAGGUCAGAUUGAAGGUCAGAUGUAUCAACAGUACCAGCAGCAGGCUGGCUACAGUGCACAGCAGGCUCAGGCUCCACCUCAGCAGUAUGGUAUUCAGUAUUCAGCUAGUUACGGCCAGCAGACUGGACCCCAGCAACCUCAGCAGUUCCAGGGAUAUGGCCAACAACCAACUUCUCAGGCACCAGCUCCCGCCUUUUCUGGUCAGCCACAACAACUGCCUGCUCAGCCACCACAGCAAUACCAGGCGAGCACUUACCCUCCACAAACUUAUACUACCCAAACAUCUCAACCUGCUAACUAUACUGUGCCCCCUGCCUCUCAGCCUGGAAUGGCUCCAAGCCAGCCUGGGGCUUAUCAACCAAGACCAGGUUUUACUCCAUCUCCUGGAAGUACCAUGACCCAACCUUCCAGUGGGCCUAACCCUUAUGCACGUAACCGUCCUCCUUUUGGUCAGGGCUAUACUCAACCUGGACCUGGUUAUCGAUAAGGAGCUUGAGCUACACUGAUGAAUGUAGCUGAGAGCUAAUUGGCUCCCAAAAGACUCCAAUACUAUUUUGUUUUGAUUUGUAUUGAAGUUCAAAAAUUUUAAAAGCAAAGCAUUUUUAUGAUAUCAUUGUUGCUGAUAAUUGAAAGUAUAAUUUGCCAGAACACACACAAAAUGACCAAAUAAAUAUUGUUUCUCCCUUGCUUAAAAAUGUAGCAGCUUCCUAGCUAUUUUGGGACACUACUCUUUACAUGUGUGUCAAGUGAUUGGCUUUCUAGCUUCCUUGUCCAGAGGAUAUUCAAAAGCUAGGUUAAGGUUUAGCCAGCAUACCUGGCUUUUUACUGUUAACAUGAUGUACUAAAAUAGAGCCUAUCGAGAGGAUGACUAGAUAUUAUGUAUAAAAUGUAACACUGAUAGGCUAAUAAAGGUGAUUGAAUCCAA